Messenger RNA from Anolis sagrei ordinatus, 4218 nucleotides. It is a transcript of the gene COMT, whose product is annotated as catechol-O-methyltransferase. Gene Ontology annotation, cellular component: axon; dendrite; membrane. Gene Ontology annotation, molecular function: magnesium ion binding; catechol O-methyltransferase activity. Gene Ontology annotation, biological process: catecholamine catabolic process; dopamine metabolic process; developmental process. NCBI's taxonomy places the organism in Eukaryota, Metazoa, Chordata, Lepidosauria, Squamata, Anolidae. The record is from RefSeq and is a predicted model, not a curated record.
AGAAGGAGAACGCGGCUCCUUUUAGAAGCUGUGGCACUUGGAACCUGUAAGCCCUCAGUGUAGUGUGAUCAAAUGAGACUGAGGCAACUGUAGGACAUCUGCAAAAUCCAUAUCCCUCCAACCUGACCAAAGGACCACAGACCGUCCCAGUUGACUCAGAAAGAUGUUGGAUAACUGGAUACUGACCGCCCUCGUCUCCAUUGGCGUUGGCUCACUGCUGUUUGUGGUGGCUCUCUUCGUCCUCCUCCGGAAUAACGUCCAUGCAAAGAUCUUUUGGAACGAAAUCGUGCUUGAGAGAAUCACCAACUUUGUCAUGGAUCAGAGCAAAGAGCAGCGGAUCCUGAACUCGGUCUCUUACAAUGCCGUCAAAGGAGACCCAGAGAGUGUUUUGAACUGCAUUGAUGCAUACUGCUCCAAGAGUGAGUGGGCCAUGAAUGUUGGGGAUGAGAAAGGUCUGAUCCUAGAUGAAAUCGUCAAGGAGGCCAACCCAACCACCGCUUUGGAGCUGGGGACUUACUGCGGCUACUCAGCCAUCCGGAUUGCUCGGCUUUUGAAACCCAAGGCUCGUUUUUUCUCCAUUGAAUCCAAUCCGGAGUUCAUACCCAUUGCGAAAGAAAUGAUCGAGUUGGCUGGGCUCAGCGAUAAGGUAACCAUCCUUGAGGGCCAUGCCCAGGACAUCAUCCCUCAGCUGAAGAGUAAAUACAAGGUGGACACCUUGGAUUUUGUAUUUCUGGACCACUGGAAGGACAGAUAUGCCCCAGACACCAUCCUUCUCGAGGAAUGUGGCCUCCUGCGGAAGGGAUCGGUCCUUUUGGCCGACAACGUCAUCUACCCGGGGGCUCCCGACUUCCUCAAGUACGUCCGCAGCCACGAGCGCUUUGAGUGCACCAACUACCCUUCUCACCUGGAGUACAUGAAGGCGGAGGACGCCAUGGAGAAGGCCGUGUACCAGGGAUGAAGAGCGAGUGUGUGCGCGACAUUCGUAUCCAUCUUCUGUUUAGUCUGUGUGAACACGCAACGUGAAUUGUAGCUUUCUGUCGUUUGGGUCCUAUGAUAUGAAACCAUUGCGAUAUGGGAGGACAAGCUAGUGUGAACCAAAAUGCUCAACCAGCCCUCCACAUUGGCCAAGAUUAGUAGUCCAGGAAUCCCACAAAAGUGGGAAAAACACAAAGAAAAAUGUAUUGUCGAAGGCUUUCAUGGCUGGAAUCACUAGGUUCUUGUGGGUUUUUUCGGGCUAUAUGGCUAUGUUCUAGAGGCAUUUUUCCUGAUGUUUCGCCUGCAUCUAUGGCGAAAUCUAUGGAGGAUGCUUGCCAUAGAUGCAGGCGAAACGUCAGGAAAAAUGCCUCUAGAACAUGGCCAUAUAGCCCGAAAAAACCCACAAGAACCUACAAAGAAAAAUGCUGGGUUGGUUUUUUAACUGAGAGAACACCUCCCCAGAAAUCUCUCAAUCCUUCAGCACAACUCUGUGGUCAUCGUCCACUGGGUGUUGACCAUAGAACCACACUGGAAGACCUAAAGAGCCCCAUACAGAGGUGUUCUUUAUGGGGAUCGCUAGGUCUUCUAACAUGACUGUAAUGGUUGACCAAAGCAUUGCACUGGAGGACCUAGAGUGCAACCUGCAGCCCACCAGGUGUUUGGGCCUCUAACUCCCAGAAGCCCUUGUCAGCCUGUCCAAUGGCCAGGAAUUCUGAGAGCUGAAGUCCAAAACCCCCCGAGAACCCCAAUUUGUGCAGGCCUGACCUAGAGAUCCCUACAGAGAAUAUUUUAGGUACAGAAAAAUAAUCAAAAUCUGCCAACUCAAACCUGCCAAUGUGGAGGGCAAAUAGGCUAGGCAACCAAGUCCCAAUUUGUGGUGUUUUUUUUCCUUUCAGUUUGGGUUAAUGCUUUUAUUUCCUCUUGAAGUUUUUUUUUUUAAAAAAAUUGGCCAAGUGCCCUUUCUGCAUCUUUUUUGUCUAAACACUCCGAAGCCAACUUAGCUCCAUCUGCCAGGGGCUAAGCUUUGGUGUUUUGUAGCCAAGGACGGCCAAAAUCAUCUUUGGAGCCUCAUCCCAAGGGGUUUUUUCUUGACUGAUAUGUAGCAGGACAAGAACAUUCCUGUUGCCUCCCUUCGUAAUUGGUAGGGACCAGAUUUGGGAAUGUAGACAUAGAGGCCCAACUCGGUUUCCUUAGAGGGAUAAAAAGUGCCAGGCCCAGCAGUAGGGCUGUGUUGUGCUAAGCAACACUACACGCCACCUUCUGUGUGCAAGUCCUGCAUUUUUGUAUCAGAUGGUGCAUUUUUGACCAUUCUGGUUUAUUUAUUAUUUAUUUCGUGUGCUUAUACCCCGCCCUUCUCAACCCCCGAGGGGGGUUGCAGAAUGACAGGAGAAAGAACCACAAUUCUUCUGCUUUUCCUUCCAAUCCCAAAAAUUGAUAUCUCGUUUUGAAGUCAGCCCUAGAAAGCACUUCUGGCCAACAACUUCUCCAACUUCUUGCACCACGUCAUGGGACCAAAAGCAGCAGGAGGAAAGUGUGGACUCUCCCAAGCCGCUUAGGGUCUGUCCUGUCUACUACUCUGUCUGGAUUUAUUGAUUUGUUUAAGAGCCAAAGAUGUGUUUAGUUGGUUUAAAGACAGGUCAAAGCCAAGGAAUGUCUCCAUUGGGAGGAGGAAGAAGACUUCAGCCAUGUUCUUUACCACUGAGACUAUGUUCUUUAUUAAAAAGCAACUCUAAGCCAUAGGCCCCAAACUGGAGCCAAAUGAAAUCAGAGCAAGUUGGUUCUAAGACCAGACUCUCUGACCAAGAAAUGAAAGCUAGGGAAGGAGGACGUUCCUCCGGUUUUGGGUGCAGAGCUUCUUCCCCCACUUCUCAGCUCCUUCACCGCCCCCCCCUCCCCCCAGCCAAGCAUCUGCUCGUAUAUGGCCUCAGUUCCACAAACGUCUGCUCCUGGUUCCCCCCCAUAUUGCCUCAUUUAAGAGGGAAGGAAAUGGCAUUGGGGGGUGGAAAGUCUUGCUGCUGCCUGCAAGUCACCCAAACUCAGAAUCCUCAAAGCUCACACUACAUCAGUAUAGAACUAUGAUUCCACUUCGGCUUUCACAGUGCCAUUCUAUGGAACCCUGGAAUUGGGAAGCACUUAAGAAUGUGUUAAAAUUACAGGAAAGGAGAUUCCAUCUGAACAUUAGGAAGAACUUCCUGAAUGUAAGGAGAGCUGUUCAGUUGUGGAAUUCUCUGCCUCGGGGUGUGGUGGAAGAUUUUAAGCAGAGGCUGGAUAGCUGACUGUCGGAGGUACUUUUCAUUGUGCUUUUCAUACAUGGCAGAAGGGGGUUGGACUGGAUGGCCCCUGGGGUCUCUUCCAACUCUAUGGUUCUGUGAUGCCCACACUAACGGCAUGGGCAGAUGUCUCUCUCCUCCAAGAAAGUGAGGAAAGCUAGAUGAAAGGUCCGUCACACUUGAGGUGCUCAAGAUUAUUUAGGCUAGAAAAAACUAUUCCAAAUGUAGUCAUAUCUUGUAGCCACACAGCCAUCAUCAACUGGGUGCCCUCCAGCUGCCUUGGACUUCCAACUUGAUCCCCCUGCCAGCUUUGGGUCAAUGGGACUUGGGGUCCAAUACAGCCAGAUAGUGCGAGGUUGACAUACACACUUUCAGGAUCGCACAAACACCAUGUCACAGCAUUGAAAAACCAGGUAUCCCAUUCCAACUAGCACAAUCAGCUCACCAGUAGUUCAUCACAAAGGAAUCCCCGUAAAGUCUGGCAGACAUAAUGUACGUAUUAGAACUGCAUGCCCACAGCCUUUCUCAAAACACCAGUUGAACAGAGCUGUCUGUCAGAAUGCCAAAAAAUAUGGACGUUCCCCAAAGUGCUCCCAUAUUCUCUCUCUUCAUCCCUUCUUCACUUCACAUGGUGUGCCACCAAAGUUGCCAAUCCAGACACUGGAAGAGCUUCCGGAAUGGUUGCUUGUCUAGUCAGUGACCCCAUUGCGUUGGGAUUCCUUUUUCAUGGCUCUUUGAAAAGCAGCAUCCUUUAAAGGUGAGCAAGAUCGACAACGCAGAUAGCCUCAACUUUGGGCUCCUUAUCAUAUGCCCCAAACGACAGGAUAUAGAUGUAUAGAUACCUUGCAAUGUAGUACUACGUAAGCUUGCUUUUCCAAAGCGGACAACCAACUUUGUCCCUGUGCUUUUUGUUACUUGUGUGCCUAUCUUUUUAAAAAACAUCUACUUCAUUAUAAAAACUUGCAGAUCAUCA